Molecule: messenger RNA, 1216 nt
Organism: Tripterygium wilfordii
Lineage: Eukaryota; Viridiplantae; Streptophyta; Magnoliopsida; Celastrales; Celastraceae
Exons: 8
Coding region: 1-1170 (389 amino acids)
Source: RefSeq, a predicted model, not a curated record
AUGCCGGCCAUAGUAUAUGAGACUAUGAAUUACUUCUUUGAUUUUUCUUUGUUGGCAUUCUUCAUCCUCACCACUAUUCUUGUUUCAGCUCAAGAGGAUAACAAGUAUGAAGAUGUUGUUAAGACAGUAAGAAAGAUCAACAAGCAUGUUUUGCUGACUAUAAAGAGCCCAUAUGGAGAUCUCAUUGAUAAACCAAAUCAACCAACUUUCAAUCACUCUCUCUUAAGAGACCACAUGAUGAUUCAAGAAGUGCCUACACAAAUGCUUAGAAGGAAGAAAUAUGCAAAGAAAAGUAGGAUAAACAAAGCAUCUCAAAUUUGCCAACGAAAUAUUCCUAUACGACGACUCACAGUUGCUGAUGUUAUGAGAGUCAAUUCUACGCCUGAAUUCAAAAAGAAACAAAAAUAUUUCAAACACCAGCUUCCUACUUCUUUUGAUAACCAUGAGCAUGCGAGUGUAAGGUAUGCGGCAACAAAAGUCAUAUAUGGGGUGGGAGCAACGAUAAACAAGCAACAGCCAACGAUCCAUGAGGAGAACCAGUGCAGCGAAGCUCAUGUUCGAAUCCAAACAGGCUCAGAACAAAAUUUUGAGAGCAUUACAGUUGGAUGGCAUGUAUCCCCGGAGCUUCAUGAUGGUGAUGAUACCACCAGACUGUUCCUUUUGUGGACUAACGAUGGGUAUGAGACGAAAAAAUGCUACAAUUUUGAGUGUGAUGAAUUCCAGCGGAUAGCAGAUGAGAAUGAAGAGAUCGUACUCGGAGAGGUGCUUGAACUAUCAUAUCCUCAAUCAUAUAUUAUUGUAAAAAUUUGGAAGGAUCAAGAACAAGAAAGUUGGUGGUUGUCGGUUGGUCAUAAGAUAAUGGGCAAAUGGAAUAAAGAUGUGUUUCCUCGGUUGGGAGGUCCAUCCACUACUGUCGAGUGGGGUGGUGAGGUAUGCGAUGAUCGGACAGAGAUGGGGACUGGUCGUUUUGGACACAUGGGACGUAACAAGGCUUGUUAUAUUCACCUCCUAAAGAUCAUGACUGAGGAUACCUCCAACGAGUUGGUUCAAGUUCCAUUCGGAGAACUUACAAAAUGGGAGACAAAGCCAGAUUUGUACGACGUCUCCAUUGACCACCAUGACCACUAUAUAUACUUUGGUGGCCCAGGCUUAAACACAAAUAACCCAUGAUGGAUGCGUGUAUGCAUGCUAGCUUCAUGUGGAUCGAUCGGGUUUU